Molecule: messenger RNA, 3498 nt
Organism: Chaetomium strumarium
Lineage: Eukaryota; Fungi; Ascomycota; Sordariomycetes; Sordariales; Chaetomiaceae
Exons: 5
Coding region: 1-3498 (1165 amino acids)
Source: RefSeq, a predicted model, not a curated record
AUGGCGCUGCGAAAAUUCCGCUUCUUGAAAGGAUGGGGCGUGCCGAUUGCGCCUGAUCCGGUCAUAUCUCCUCCCUUCAGCUAUGGCGCGAAGACUUCCUACUCCUAUAACGACAGUCCCGAUGUCUUCAAGAUGGACGGCAUUAAGCAGGCCACACCCCAGGAGCUCCGCAUUUUCUACGGGAUCCCCUUCAACAGGUCGGCUACUGUUCCUGACCUGAUGAACAUCCUUGAAAAGGCACUAAAGGCGGGGAAGUGCGCUGCGCUCGCCCCAUCGAUUGCCGCGGAUAAGAUGUUUGCAGAGAUCGUGGGCGGCUAUGCCAAGGAGGGCAACACAGACCCGCCCCGCUUCGUGGCCAAGUACUUUCUGGAUGGUCAAGGACGUCCAAAUAAGGAGAAGACAAAGGAGCCGCUCUCAUUCAGCUCGAGGAGACGAUGCACAAAGGGCAUCGAGAACGAGAUUGCAAGGCUUGAAUCGUUCUAUAAAAAGAACGAGGAGAUCCACAGCGCGCAGGCGAACGUCGAUUUGAAGCUUUUUCUGAAGAGGCGUCUUGGCAUCGACCUGGACGACAUGGCCACCGCACCUAACCCUCGGCCUUCAGCACCGAUAACACUCGACCGAGCCCGGCGUGAAAGGCGGGAUAUUCCGGAAGAGAUCAUGUCAAGGGCAUCGGGUAUUCCCAUGGAAGAAGUCUAUCCGAGGGCUAUCAUUGGUUGGGACGCCGCAAAUGUCGCCGCAGAGACCACGCGGCUAAGGGACGAGAUCCGACGGUGCGAGGAAGAGGCAGAAGCCAGGGAACGGGCGGUGCAAGAGAAGACCGAGGCAGAGAGGAAGGCGAGAUGGGAUCGUCAGCUCAAGGGACAUUACAAGCUUGUUGCGAAAGCACAAGGACGGCCCAGACCGCUGAGCCUCCAACACCUCCCUGGAUUGUACCUUGUGCGGUGGGAUGGCGGCACGGAGGAAGCAUGGUCUCACAAUAACCACGACGAUGACAGCAACCUCAUGAGGAUCAACAUCUUCCCGCCCGAGAGUUGUUACGGAGCCAAAGUGUAUUUCAACUUUAGGUUUAUUGAAGGGAUUAGGCUGCUCGGGAUGUCCAAGCGAUCCGUUGAGCUACUAAGGGAGGAGCAACCUAAGCACAGCGAGUACAGCGAGCCGGAGAUAUCUGAUGAUGAUGACGAUGGCGGCGGAAGAGACUCUACAGGCAACAGGCUCCAGGCGAAGCUAACUGGGGAGAAGCGCUCGCUCGGAGACAUCGCCGACCCAUGGGGAGUGCAGGCCGCCAGGGCCAAGCGACAGAUGUUGACGGGCCUGAAGGAGGAGGCAGCUCAUGCCAAUCGCGUUUCCUUUCAGUUCGUUUGCAACGAGGUUGACGCGUAUCCUCUGGACGACGAUGAGAACAAGCACAUUGGCUAUCUCGACUUUGACAACACUGGGUUGACCACAAAGGGCGCCUUUGAUCUGCAUGAGUAUGGCAAAAAGGCCGAGCCGAUAUCUAUCUUCAAGGUUUCCGAGGAGCCAGAACGCGGCAGAGAGCUGAGGCGUUGGUAUUCCACGUCCACCUUCCUAUCGUCUUCGAUACCGGUCGCACACAAUGCCGUCAAGUCCAUCAUCUUCCGGUGUGCCGAGCUCCUCAUGGGGCUGUUCAUCUUCAAGUUUGCCUCCCUCGCGGCGGCGCGGUCCGGGCAGUUCACUUCGUAUCUCAUGUUCGCCGAGGACCACAUCCAGCGAUUCUUGUUUAUGAAGUCGCGGGGCCUCUCGCGCGGCGCCGUCCUGGUGUUCCUCUACACCAUGCUCCACUUGGCCGCGUCUCUCUACGGUACCCUCCUGUGGGCGUUGGACUCUCCGGGGUACAUAUUCCGGGCAUCCCACUCGACGCUAGCCGAGCACCAGUACGCGCGCAAUCCCGAUGCACCCUAUGUCGUUCAGCUGCAGCUUGACCGCAACACGCUAAACCAAGCCAACAAGAGUCUGCACCAGAACGUGGGGGCCGACCUCUUCAAGCCAGGACUCAACAUCUCGUUAGCCGGGGACGCAAAUAGGGGCACGCGCGAAGUCACCGCAGCGACGCAAAGCAAAGGCGUCGGGGCGAGAAUCUGGCUGGACGAGGAGGGCUUCUCCGUGUCGGCCGACAGUUUGGUUGCGUGGCCCAGCGCGGGAGUGAUGGAUGGCCACGAGUUCCCCUUGGGGUGCAUAGUGUUCGACGAAGGGGUCGGCGUGUGGAACUGUACCUUCCACAACGCCUUCGCGAACGACCUAGUCGAGGGCAUCCUGGGGCGGCCCGAGGUGCACUGGGACGACAAGUCGUCGUUCAACGACUCGCAGUACAUCCGGCCGAACCGCGUCGACAACGUGUGGGCGUCGUACGGCCGAGGCGGCGGAACGGCGGUCAUGAUGCAGGUCUUCACCGUCACGAAGGGCACGAGGCGGCACACCUUCGUCGAGACCUUCUUCCGCGCCACCAUGCUGACGAACCCGGGCGUCAUGUUCGUCCCGGCCGAGGUGGACGACUUGGUGCGCCGUGCGGCGGGGACCAACGCGACCGAGAGGGCCCAUCCUCUGCUGGGCCGCAUCAUCGGCGACAUACUCAGCGCGCAGAAGCAGCGGAUGAGCUACAACUUCGGCUUCACCGUGGCCGACAACCAGAACAACACCGUCAUCCAGAACUCGUGGUCCUAUUACACGCCCGUCGUGCAGGACGACGGGUCGGAGAUCUUCUCCCUCCUCCACAUCACCUCGACCAACAUCACGCUCAUCCGGUCCGAGGACAUCAAAAGCUCGCCCGGCCCGCUGCGGGAAUGCGACCAGCCGUUCAUGAACGAGGCGUACGGCGGCAAGGUCACGCAGACCAACUGCGCCGGCGGCACGCUGUCGACUGAGGGCGCCAGGUUCUACGGCACCGUGGACACGGCCGCCGUCAUGAUCCUGUACGGCCUCGGCGACGGUCGGUCCAACGCCAGCGCCGCGUCCAUGGACCAGCAGGUCAUGGAAUGGGUGUGGGACAACCUGCCGACGAUGCUGGACCUGCUCGUGGCGCGGGCCUUUGCCGUCAGCGUCGACCCGGCCCUGGUCGGCGUCACCGUCCAGCACCUGAUCGCGGCCAUGAGCGGCCUGCAGCUGUUUCUAAGCGUCCUGGCCGCCGUCCUGGCGUUGGCCGCCUUGGGUGCGCUGACGCGUUGGGCCGACUACGGCUGGUCCAAGAGCUUCCUCCAGAGUGUUGUGCAUACUACGCUGUACCGGGGCACGGCCGAAUCAAACGGGUUUUACAUGAAGGUUCCUCCGCAUGUGGAUAUAGUAGUCCACGGCGAGGGCAACUAUGUUGUGAUAGACGGGAGGCCGGUGUACCUCCUUGAGCCCCCCGUUACGCCCGCGGUCCCGGCAUAUUAUCAAUAUUUCCAGGCAGAACCACCCAAGGAAGCUAUGGCGCCGGCUGUUACUACUACUAGUAUGGUUGGGUGGGGAUCACAGGAAUAUCAGUAUGCUCCAGUGCCGCACUGA